Prorocentrum cordatum is the source of this 1464-nucleotide messenger RNA. NCBI's taxonomy places the organism in Eukaryota, Dinophyceae, Prorocentrales, Prorocentraceae. The record is from the annotation of a GenBank genome assembly.
AUGGUAACGGGCGUGCUGCCCCGUGGAGAAAUCGAGCCUUUUCUCGAACUCACGGACGACAUCGGGGCCAACGAGAACCCACUGGUGCACUACAUUGAUUUCAUCACGGGGCAUAGAGACCCAGUCCCCCCCGAGCUCGACGAGCAAUACAAGGCGGCCUGGAAGGACGACAGCUACCACAAUCUGCCGCCACCGUUCGGGUUCAAGACGGCGCCGCAACACCACAUGACGCUGCAGAUUUGUAUCCUUGACGCCCCCGACGGCACGAAGACCAUAAUCAAACACUGCGUCAUCCCCAACAAGGCGAAGACGGCCGUCUUCGCCAGCAUGGCUUUCGGGAGCGUCAAGAAGCUCUGCUUCCAGCAUCCCAAGGUGGGGGUCAAGGUCUGGCAAUACGCCUUCGAGCGGUUCGGAGGCAAACAGUGUCGGGCUUUCUUCUUAUCGCCAGACGUCAAGACGGCCACCAAGGUGAACGAGUUCUACGAGCUCUCGGACGAGGAUAUAAACGCUGGCUUCGAAUACAUCCUGAAGAACGCGCCUCGCUCCACGGCCGAGCUCAAGCAGCUGGUAUGGCAGACGAAGGCGCUACGCAAAGGCGCCCCCCUCUACGGCUGGCCCGCCCCCCUGGUGGCGAAGGCGUUGAGCGGGCUCGCGGCGGAGGGCGCGCUUGCAAAGAAGGAGUUCGAAAACAACGUGAUCCUCUGCGAGGACCACUUCAACCUUCGCGUUCUCGAAGCCAUGCAGGAGCUGAUCAACAGCAACGAUUCGCUUGUCCUCAUUGGGGAGCCCAACAUCGGCAAGACGCCGCUCGGGCGCGCAUUCCUGAUGGCAAUGUGCCGCAGGAACGCGCGGGUCCACGGAUUGGACCCCGCGGGGUGUUGCAUCCGCGUCACGCCUGAGAUCGAUUUCUUGCGAGGCGAGCCCGGCGACAUUCUCAUGGGGGACUUUGUGGACGAUGGCUGCUUGAAUCUCCUCCCGCCCAAGAUGUACGAGAGCAUGUGCUGGGCCAGGUGGGGCGCAACGAAAUGGAAGAAGGGGGAGCCUCGGUGCUUGGCGGACCAGACUUACGAUCCGAAUGCCGAGAAGCUGGACCGCUGGCCCUCCGUGAAGUUCCAGGAAUUCUUCGAGCUCGUGCGCCCUGCCUUCUCCGAGAAGGCGACCCGCGCAUGCAUGCUGGCUUUCUUCAAGCGUUCUGCGUUUCUGGUGAAUACCCAGGAAUACCUCUACUGGCGCCCAGCAGGCACUGAGGAGAAAGAUGUUCCGCGCAUUAACUUCAAGGGCGAGACCUUCCUGACGGCCGAGGGGAAGCGCCUGUACCUACUGCAGAAGGACGGCGACAUGACCCCGCCCGCCAAUAUCCAGCAGCUCUUGGAGAAGGAGCGGCUCCUCGUGGACUCCGCCGUGGAGAAGAACCGCAAGAAGUCCUCAGACGCGGCCCUCGGUUCUUUGCCAGCCCCGUCGUUC